This is a messenger RNA of Triplophysa rosa, 2570 nucleotides long. RefSeq names its product ERGIC and golgi 2 (gene ergic2). Gene Ontology annotation, biological process: endoplasmic reticulum to Golgi vesicle-mediated transport; retrograde vesicle-mediated transport, Golgi to endoplasmic reticulum. The record is from RefSeq and is a predicted model, not a curated record. Gene Ontology annotation, cellular component: COPII-coated ER to Golgi transport vesicle; endoplasmic reticulum; membrane. The transcript is spliced from 14 exons. The coding region runs from base 178 to 1308 and encodes 376 amino acids. Lineage: Eukaryota; Metazoa; Chordata; Actinopteri; Cypriniformes; Nemacheilidae.
GGAAGCGCUCGACUACAACACAUCAGCGGCUCUGGAGUCAUCUUCAUUUUUUGUGCGUUAUUUUAUUCGUGUAAAACAAGAUAGUUCAUUUGUAACUUGCCGAAAGCAGAAUGGGACAUUUAAAAUAGCAUUGCAAGCCCAAAUGAAUGAAGAAGAUAAAAGCGAACAGCUGCGACGAUGAGGAGGCUGAACAGAAAGAAAGCUCUGAACUUUGUGAAGGAGUUGGAUGCUUUCCCAAAGGUUCCUGAGAGUUAUGUCGAGACAACAGCUAGCGGAGGAACUGUUUCAGUUCUGGCUUUCACGGCAAUGGCGCUCUUGGCCUUUUUUGAAUUCUUUGUGUACCAGGACACAUGGAUGAAGUAUGAAUAUGAAGUGGAUAAAGAUUUUACCAGUAAACUAAGAAUCAAUAUAGAUAUUACAGUCGCCAUGAGGUGCCAAUUUGUCGGGGCAGAUGUGCUGGAUCUUGCUGAGACAAUGGUAGCAUCUGAUGGCUUGCAGUAUGAACCUGUUGUUUUUGACCUCUCCCCUCAGCAGAGGCUCUGGCAAAGAACGCUUUUGCUUAUUCAGAAUCGUCUGCGUGAGGAACAUUCACUCCAAGAUGUUAUUUUUAAAAAUGUCAUGAAAGGGUCACCUACUGCUCUCCCACCCAGGGAAGAUGACCCCACUCAGGCUUUAAACGCCUGCCGAAUACAUGGACAUCUUUAUGUCAAUAAAGUAGCGGGAAAUUUCCACAUCACUGUGGGCAAGGCUAUUCCACAUCCACGAGGUCAUGCUCACCUCGCUGCCCUGGUCAGUCAUGAAACAUAUAACUUCUCCCAUCGGAUAGACCAUCUGUCAUUUGGAGAAGUAAUUCCAGGCAUUCUGAAUCCAUUGGAUGGCACAGAGAAAGUGUCCUCAGAUCAUAAUCAGAUGUUUCAGUACUUUAUUACAAUUGUGCCCACAAAACUGCAGACGUACAGAGUGUCAGCAGACACACACCAGUAUUCAGUCACCGAGCGUGAGCGAGUGAUAAACCACGCAGCAGGAAGUCACGGGGUGUCUGGGAUCUUUAUGAAGUAUGACAUCAGCUCUCUGAUGGUGAAGGUGACUGAACAGCACAUGCCGCUGUGGCAGUUUCUCGUGCGGCUUUGUGGCAUCGUAGGAGGCAUUUUCUCAACAACAGGGAUGUUGCAUGGUCUAGUUGGCUUCAGCGUAGAUGUGGUCUGCUGCCGGUUUAAACUGGGGGUUUACAAACCAAAGAGUAUGACAAUCCUAGAUGGCCAUGUGAAUAGUAUAACGCCACUUCUUACUGAGAACGGGGAACACUAGCUGGACUGUCCUUCCCAUCACGUUUACAAACCAUUUCAUUGGCUCUUCCAUCCAAACAGGUGUACAUUUUAGGACUCUUGUGUAUACUUUGUUACCCAGUUCAUUGUCAAUUGUGGUACUGUAAAGAGCUGUCUGUGUCAAAACAACUUCCAGAACAGGAUUAUAAAAUGUAUUGUUUGUACCAUUUGAAAAAAGUCUUUGGGUCUUAAAUUAUUUAGUAGAAAAAUUCCCAGACAGUUGUAUGAAAACAAGUUUCUGAGUGCAGAAAAACUAGUUAUUUUAUUCUAAGCAUCUCAAUCCCUUUUUUUUUCAAUUUAUUGCAUUCAUGAAGAUGAAGCAUAUUAACAUGUAGUUAAGGGGGUUGUUUCUAAACGGACUGAUGUCAAACAGUCUAAUCUCAACUUCUCAAGUGGAUAGAAACGUCCCGUUCCAAAUCGUAUUAAAAAAAUUAUAGUGAAAGUGACCUAUUAGUCAGAUAUGGUGACCCAUACCCGAAAUGUGACCUCUGCAUUUAACCCAUCCAGAGAGUAGUGAACACACGCACAGCAAGUGGUGAACACACGUACACCCUGUAUAAUUUAAAAAAAAUUAUACAGUACAAUACUGCAGGACACCAGAGUCAAAUUGUGACUACAAAUAAGUCGCAUAUGGAUACAGAAACAGGAAAAUUUAACAAGGCACAAGCCGUUAUCACAGUAUUAAUAUAUGGUUGGGAAGUAUGCUCAAUGACUGAAGCCGAGCCAAGAUACCCACCUCAGGAAAGAUGAUUAUUCAAGUUUAUGUAUUGCAUGUGUAUGUGAAGCGAUUGCUCUCAAUAUUAUUGAUACUAUAAGGAUGAUCGUUGAGGGUUUAGUGGGAUAGAAUUCCAAUUUGUUUUUACGACUGAAGUCUUUGACCUUUUAAACAUUUUUGCCUGCACAUUCAGUCAGUUAUACAAUGUAUAUGUGUGUGCAGCUUUAUUUCAAAUCCAAGUUUAAUAAGCGAACAACCUUUAUGUAAAAUGAUCAGGUUUGGCUGGUUUUAUGAUUUUGAAAUUGGCUUUUAAACUAUCUGUUGCUUAUAAUAACAAAACAAGAUAAUUUGCCAAGACCCUUUAAGUGUGUAUUAAGAUCAGAAAUAUAUUUUCGGAUCAUUCUCAUGACGAAUCACCACGUGUAUAAGUGGAUUUUAUUUAAUUUAUGAAUCAUAUGAUCCUUCCUGGAUAUGUUUCUAUAUUGGGCGUACAUUUUACUUGUGUUCAGUCAUGUCCAAAUAAAACAUUU